AUGUCUAAAACUCUGAUUACCACCCAGAACUUGUUGGGCCUUGCUGCACUGUGGCUUAUAUACCAACUUCUCAAGAUUCUCUACAAUGUGUCGCCGUUUCAUCCAUUGGCUCAUAUUCCCGGGCCCAAGCUCGCCGCAGCGACAUAUCUACCCGAAUUCUAUUACGACGUGAUCCUUUUUGGUCGAUACACCCACCAAAUUAAGGAUAUGCACCGCAAAUAUGGGCCUAUUGUCCGCAUCAACCCGAAUGAGAUCCAUUGUAAUGACCCCAACUUUGCGGACGACAUUUAUGCUGUGGGUGGCCGGAAGCGGGAUAAGCCACAACAUCAAAUCAACGGUGCAGUCCUUGGAAAGUCCGGCUUUGGCACUAGCGACCACGACCUGCAUCGCACUCGGAGGAUACCUCUCGCCAAAUUCUUCUCGCGAGCCAUGAUAACGAGAUUAGAGGGCGACAUGCACGAGCUCGUCCAGAAGCUCUGCGACAAGCUGCUUGCCGAAUCCGGCAAGAAAGAGCCGGUCGACAUUACCGUGGCGUAUAGUUGUUUCACUUCGGAUGCCAUUUCUGGCUACUGCUUUGGUGAAAGCUUUGGGUUUUUGGAGCAGGAAGGGUGGUAUCCUAACUUCCGCGAUCCCACGGCCGCUACUUUAAAAGUCUCCUUCUUCCUCCGCUUCUUUCCUUGGAUGGCAUCUCUUUUGGUGAUCGGCCACUGGUUGAUCAACUUGUUGCCGGCCGACAUCGCUCUUCUCAUUCAGGUAAUGCAGAUCGACAUGCCGAUGCGGGUGAUAAAAACAAAAACCGACCUCGACUCGGGGAUACAAUACAAACGCCCGACUGUAUUCGGGUCUCUGCUACAUUCGGAACUCGACCAAUCUGAAAAGGAGCCGGAACGCUUGGCCGCCGAGGCUGGAGCCGUGAUGGGGGCUGGUACUGAAACGGCCAGUUGGGCACUUGCCGUCAUCACCUUCCAUUUGCUGACGAAACCUCAUCUGUUGGAAAAGCUUCAAAGCGAGCUGCGCCAGGUUGUUGAUAGCAGCAACCCCAGGAGUCUCCCUCCCUGGUCCGUGUUGGAGACUUUGCCAUAUAUGAACGCGGUCAUCCAGGAGGGCUUGCGACUUUCGUACGGCGUGUCUGGCCGGACCGCUCGGGUUGCCACACAAGAGGACCUGGUGUAUCGUGGAACUUUUGACAAGAACCCGGUCGAAUACGUAAUCCCUCGCGGCUACGCUGUUGGAAUGUCUGCUGCUAUUGCGCAUCACGAUGAAAACGUAUAUCCCGAGUCGUACGAAUUCAUUCCUGAACGGUGGCUGGAUGGGAACAGCAAGAAGAGAGAUGCUGAGCGCGCCAGUCUGUCCUUUUCCAAGGGGAGCAGGUCUUGUCCGGGCAAGAGCCUGGCUCUUGCCGAGAUGAACUUGGCCUUGGCGGCACUCGCUAUACGUGUGCUCCCCCACGCUACUCUCUAUGAGACGACUUACGAAGAUGUGCUAUAUGACCAUGACAUGUUCAUCCCUAGGGCUAAGAAGGGGAGCAAGGGUGUCAGGGUCAAGAUCAACUAAGUCGUAUUUGGCUGGCGAUGAAGAAGUUCCUGUACAAAAUAAUAUUGGUAUAGAAGUAGAUAGAGCCAAAGUCAGG
Molecule: messenger RNA, 1630 nt
Organism: Pyricularia grisea
Lineage: Eukaryota; Fungi; Ascomycota; Sordariomycetes; Magnaporthales; Pyriculariaceae
Exons: 3
Coding region: 1-1554 (517 amino acids)
Molecular function (GO): monooxygenase activity; oxidoreductase activity, acting on paired donors, with incorporation or reduction of molecular oxygen; iron ion binding
Source: RefSeq, a predicted model, not a curated record